This is a messenger RNA of Carlito syrichta (Philippine tarsier), 5210 nucleotides long. It is a transcript of the gene IDE, whose product is annotated as insulin degrading enzyme. The record is from RefSeq and is a predicted model, not a curated record. The coding region runs from base 69 to 3005 and encodes 978 amino acids. Gene Ontology annotation, molecular function: metal ion binding; metalloendopeptidase activity. Gene Ontology annotation, cellular component: mitochondrion; peroxisomal matrix; cytosol. The transcript is spliced from 25 exons. Lineage: Eukaryota; Metazoa; Chordata; Mammalia; Primates; Tarsiidae. Gene Ontology annotation, biological process: peptide catabolic process.
UCAGAGGUGAAGUUCCCAGUCAUUUUCUUCAGUUCUCCAGAACUUUCCAGAAAAAGACUUGUAGCAAAAUGAAUAAUCCGGCCAUCAAGAGGAUAGGAAAUCACAUUAUCAAAUCUCCUGAGGACAAGCGAGAAUACCGUGGGCUAGAGCUGGCCAAUGGCAUCAAAGUACUUCUAGUGAGUGAUCCCACCACGGAUAAGUCAUCAGCAGCGCUGGACGUACACAUAGGUUCAUUAUCAGAUCCUCCAAAUAUUGCUGGUUUAAGUCAUUUUUGUGAACAUAUGCUUUUUUUGGGAACAAAGAAAUACCCUAAAGAAAAUGAAUACAGCCAGUUUCUCAGUGAGCAUGCAGGAAGUUCAAAUGCCUUUACUAGUGGAGAACAUACCAAUUACUAUUUUGAUGUCUCCCAUGAACACCUAGAAGGUGCCCUCGACAGGUUUGCACAGUUUUUCCUGUGCCCCUUGUUUGAUGAGAGUUGCAAAGACAGAGAGGUGAACGCAGUGGAUUCGGAACAUGAGAAGAAUGUGAUGAAUGAUGCUUGGAGACUCUUUCAGUUGGAGAAAGCUACAGGAAAUCCCAAGCACCCCUUCAGUAAAUUUGGGACAGGUAACAAAUAUACUCUGGAGACUAGACCAAACCAGGAAGGCAUUGAUGUAAGACAAGAGCUGCUGAAAUUCCAUUCUACUUAUUAUUCAUCCAAUUUGAUGGCUAUUUGUGUUUUGGGUCGAGAAUCUUUAGACGAUUUGACUAAUCUGGUGGUAAAGUUAUUUUCUGAAGUAGAGAACAAAAAUGUCCCAUUGCCAGAAUUUCCUGAACACCCUUUCCAAGAAGAACAUCUUAGACAACUUUACAAAAUAGUACCUAUUAAGGAUAUUAGAAAUCUUUAUGUGACGUUUCCCAUACCUGACCUUCAGAAAUACUACAAAUCAAAUCCUGGUCAUUAUCUUGGUCAUCUCAUUGGGCAUGAAGGUCCUGGAAGUCUGUUAUCAGAACUUAAAUCUAAGGGCUGGGUAAAUACUCUCGUUGGCGGGCAGAAAGAAGGAGCCCGAGGUUUUAUGUUUUUUAUCAUUAAUGUGGACUUGACUGAGGAAGGAUUAUUACAUGUUGAAGAUAUAAUUUUGCACAUGUUUCAAUACAUUCAGAAGUUACGUGCAGAAGGACCUCAAGAAUGGGUUUUCCAAGAGUGCAAGGACUUGAAUGCUGUUGCUUUUAGGUUUAAAGAUAAAGAGAGACCACGGGGCUAUACAUCUAAGAUUGCAGGAAUACUGCAUUAUUAUCCCCUAGAAGAAGUACUUACAGCUGAAUAUUUACUGGAGGAAUUUAGACCUGACUUAAUAGAGAUGGUUCUCGAUAAACUCAGACCAGAAAAUGUCCGGGUUGCCAUAGUUUCCAAAUCUUUUGAAGGAAAAACUGAUCGCACAGAAGAGUGGUAUGGAACCCAGUACAAACAAGAAGCCAUCUCAGAUGAAGUCAUCAAGAAAUGGCAGAAUGCUGACCUGAAUGGGAAAUUUAAGCUUCCAACAAAGAAUGAAUUUAUUCCUACAAAUUUUGAGAUUUUGACAUUGGAAAAAGAUGCGACUCCAUACCCUGCUCUUAUUAAGGAUACAGCUAUGAGCAAACUCUGGUUCAAACAAGAUGAUAAGUUUUUCUUGCCGAAGGCUUGUCUCAACUUUGAAUUUUUCAGCCCAUUUGCUUAUGUGGACCCCUUGCACUGUAACAUGGCCUAUUUGUACCUUGAGCUCCUCAAAGACUCCCUCAACGAGUAUGCAUAUGCAGCAGAGCUAGCAGACUUGAGCUAUGAUCUCCAAAAUACCAUCUAUGGGAUGUAUCUUUCGGUGAAAGGUUACAAUGACAAGCAGCCAAUUUUGCUAAAGAAGAUUAUUGAGAAAAUGGCUACCUUUGAGAUUGAUGAAAAAAGAUUUGAAAUUAUCAAAGAAGCAUACAUGCGAUCUCUGAACAACUUCCGGGCGGAGCAGCCGCACCAGCACGCCAUGUACUAUCUCCGCCUGCUGAUGACAGAAGUGGCCUGGACCAAGCAUGAGCUGAAAGAAGCCCUGGAUGAUGUCACCCUUCCUCGCCUUAAGGCCUUCAUACCUCAGCUCCUGUCGCGGCUGCACAUUGAAGCCCUUCUCCACGGAAACAUUACAAAGCAGGCUGCACUAGGAGUUAUGCAGAUGGUUGAAGAUACCCUUAUUGAACAUGCUCAUACCAAGCCUCUCCUUCCAAGUCAACUGGUUCGGUAUAGAGAAGUUCAGCUCCCUGACAGAGGAUGGUUUGUUUAUCAGCAGAGGAAUGAAGUUCACAAUAACUGUGGCAUCGAGAUAUACUACCAAACAGACAUGCAGAGCACCUCAGAGAAUAUGUUUCUGGAACUCUUCUGCCAGAUUAUCUCCGAGCCUUGCUUCAACACCCUGCGCACCAAGGAGCAGUUGGGCUAUAUCGUCUUCAGUGGGCCACGUCGAGCCAAUGGCAUACAGGGCUUACGGUUCAUCAUCCAAUCAGAAAAGCCACCUCACUACCUAGAAAGCAGAGUGGAAGCUUUCUUAAUUACCAUGGAAAAGUCCAUAGAGGACAUGACAGAAGAGGCCUUCCAAAAACACAUUCAGGCAUUAGCAAUUCGUCGACUAGACAAACCAAAGAAACUGUCUGCUGAGUGUGCUAAAUACUGGGGAGAAAUCAUCUCCCAGCAGUACAAUUUUGACAGAGAUAAUACGGAAGUUGCAUAUUUAAAGACACUUACCAAGGAAGAUAUCAUCAGAUUCUACAAGGAAAUGUUGGCAGUAGACGCCCCAAGGAGACAUAAGGUGUCGGUUCAUGUUCUUGCCAGGGAAAUGGAUUCUUGUCCUGUUGUUGGAGAGUUCCCGUGUCAAAACGAUAUAAAUUUGUCACAAGCACCAGCCUUGCCACAACCUGAAGUGAUUCAGAACAUGACCGAAUUCAAGCGUGGUCUGCCGCUGUUUCCCCUCGUAAAACCGCACAUUAACUUCAUGGCUGCAAAACUCUGAAGAUGCCCCGGUGGGAAGUGCGCGUGGAUGCGUUCCUGAGUCUUCCAGGGCCUAGGAAAGUGCUCUCGGCCACUUUAAUUGCUCCCGAUUCACUGUUAGAGAGACAUCCAGAAAAAAAGAAGUUGACAGGUGUCAUUAUGUAGAAAUAUUAAAAAUCCAAAGUAAAUAAAUUACAAAAAUCUUAUAGAUGUAGAAUAUUUUAAAAAUACAUGCCUCUUAAAUAUUUUAAAAUGUUUCUUUUCAUUACUAAGAGAAAUAUCCCUUAUAUAACAGUACAUAAAGCGAUAAAUGAUAUUCCUAUAGAAUCUUCUUCCCUGUUCUGUAAAAUAGUCACUUGUCUGAAGAAAAUAAAAGUUAGCUUUUUUCUAAAAGCCUCCUAGGUUGGCAUAGAGGGCUUUAUAACAUUUAGAGAGGUCAUACCUUUUUAAAACUUGAUCCUCAGAUUUGCUUUCUACUUGAUGGUUUCAUGUAAAUCAAUGGAGAACAUUACAUUUGGCAAACAAUGAACAAAAGCAAUGUAAUUUUCUUUUAUUAGUGAAAUUGCUGAUUAUAUAAGGCAUGGUUUUAAUCUUUUUAUAAAAUUUGAACAUGUUUUUUAUUCCAACUAGUGAAACACUAGAAAACCUAGAACACCCUACUUAUUUACAGUGCUAGAAAUACAGAUUUACCUUACAUCAAUUUUGUCGUAAACUGAAUUUCUCAGGAUUCUUGUGGUUUCAUUCUGAUGGAAUUAUAUUGACAUUCUUGUUGUUCAUAGUUGGUUUGCAGUGUUUCAUCAGUUUUACUUUUUCUCAUCCACAUGUGGCUGUACUUAUUUAACAAGUACAAAUAGGGUCAACUUCAGAUCCUGCUGAGUGUGUGACAUGCUUUUCCAACAUCAGCUGUGUAAGCACCUGUAACUUUUUGCUAGGGUGAAACCGCAGUCAGUAUGCGAACCAAAAUAUUUUGCCCACUUACGAAUUUAAAAGGGAACAAAUACAAAGCCACCUUUUUGGAGGUAUGAAAAAUAAAGCCUUGCAUUCUUAAAUAGCAAGUCUCCGUAAGACUCUGAUGUCCCUUGUUGCUACCAGUCUAAUCUUGCCUUAAGUGUUAAGUUAUUUUUUGACUAUAUAGAUAUAAACAUAUAAACACGGAUGAUGACUGGAGUGGACUUUUAAAAAAUAUUUUUUUCAUGAGAUACUAUUUUAUGUGAAACUCUAACUGUAGAUUUAACAGCUGUUUUAAAAUAUUUACUGUUAUUAAAACUUGCUUCCAGAGAAAUUAUGAAUAUAUUUCCACAUACAGGCACUAGUAACAGUAAGUGGCCCCAUUGUCCCCUAACUCAGGCACAAUAAGGAAUGGCUUUUUCGGAUGACACUUUACCUCCCUGUAGGAUUUGGUUUGCCAGGACAUUUUUCUGUAGAACCAUGUCUUCACAUUUUAAGUUUUUACAUUUGCCAUUUUCCAAAUAAUCUCAACUUGGGGCAAGAACAAUCUAGUCACAACUCUGGGGGCUGCUUCCAAAGCGGGGCUCCCUCCCAACCGUCAGAUCAGUGUGGUGCUUUUACCGUCUUUCUGUCCCUACCUUCAAGACCUCCUUGUAUGAAGCCUGUCUUUGUCCACCGGAAGGUCCUGAGUGCUCACUUCCUUCUGGUCUUAUGCAUUCGUAGACUAUGCAGCUUUUCAUCAAACUGCAGAAACUUGCAGGACAGAUCUCAGAUGAGCCUGAGUGUCUAGAUCCACCGCUGUUUGAGAAAAUAAGAAUCCACCUAGGUUUUUGUGGAAAAUUACGUGCUAUUGAGUGACUUCUUGCUCUUUUUUGAAAAGGAGUGACAUUUAAAAGUGUCAUUUUCACAAGAAGGGCACGUGGAGAGAUCUGACAGCAAUCUCCUGUGGGCUUCCCUGAGCCUCGAUUACUGUUCUGUGUUCUGGCCUCCUCCGGCCUCCACAUAGCCCUGGAGCCGCUGUGGAUCACUCAGGCAUACUCCCAGAUCCAUGUAGAUGGGUCUGAGCUGCAGUCCUUGAGCAAUAACAGACUACCCCCAGAACUGCCCUUUCCUCAGUGCUUGGGCAUUGAGAUUUGUGAAACCAAGUCACGGGUUACCUGGGACUUCUUUACAGAGUCUCUUUGGCUAGUUGAUGUGAGCGAGGGAGCAUGUGACACAGCCAGUAUGGUGGAGUGCUAGGGUUAUCCUGUUUACAAUAAAUCGCCUGAAUUUAACCUCU